Wallemia ichthyophaga EXF-994 is the source of this 1155-nucleotide messenger RNA. RefSeq lists its product as uncharacterized. The record is from RefSeq and is a predicted model, not a curated record. Bases 1 to 1155 code for a protein of 384 amino acids. The transcript is spliced from 2 exons. NCBI's taxonomy places the organism in Eukaryota, Fungi, Basidiomycota, Wallemiomycetes, Wallemiales, Wallemiaceae.
AUGAAUUUUGUUAAUAGAGCGAUAGAGAGCCUUGUUAGCAGUUUCUACAAUGGAAGACGGGAUAUUGGGGGUAUUGGUAGUGGCAGAGGUGGUAGUACUGCAAGUACUGGUAGCACUGGUAGCCCUGGUAGUAGGCCGAGUGACAACAGUAUCAGGAGUGUUAGUGUGGCUGCCAGCUCCAUCCCCCCAAGACAGAGCAGACGGAGCAGCGUAUCCCACUCCAACACCAAAGACAUAGUUGAAAUCAGCAGCAGUAGUGAGGUCAGUGAGGUUGAUAGUGAAAGCGGGGGUGAUAGCAGGAUUUAUAUCGAUAGCGAUAGUGAUACAGAAGACCUGAGCAGUGGGAGCAGCCGCAAUAGCGAUAGCGAUAGCAACAGCGAUAAGGAAUCGCCCAGACACACUCACAGACGCAAAAUAAUCGUAAUACCUAGCGACAGUGAAGCGAAUAGUGAUAGUGAUGGUGCUAACAGUGCUACCACUUCCAGCGACUUGGAAGAUGCGAAUGAGUCAAGUAAUCACGCACAAACACACACACACACACUACCACCCCCAUCCCCACUGAAAAGCAUCAGAAAUGUUCCUCUCGGUAGACGCACUCCGGCGCCAUCGAGGAUGUUUGGGCUCGAUGGAGAUGAGGCAACAUAUACGAAUCACGAGAAUCACACACAGACAGCGUACAAAGAGAGUGAAAGAGAGGCGCGAGAGAAAUACCUCACGCUGGCUAGACUCUCGAUGCAGCCUGAACCUAGGCGUUUCGCGGAGAGGAAGCGGAUGUAUGAGGAGGUGGAGCAGAUUGAAAAGACGGAAAUUCCAUCCACACUUGCCCCACCCGCACCACGCAAGCAAAUCCUCGAAUCACUCGCAGCUCAGCGCGCUAGUAAGCAGAAAAAGAGGAGGUUGGGGAGUGAGUUGAAGGGGUUGAGUGAGCACAAGGAGCAGAAGCAACUCACGCAGCCCACGCAACCCACGCAAUUGCAAACAAUUCAGGACUUGCGUCAGGAUUUACUAGCCAAGUUUAAAGACAGACUGACGAAAACAAGACAAUCAACACUAUCAACACAAGCUCAGCAAUACCCAAUACCAAGCCUAGCUUGCGAUACCCAUUCAACGCUGACAAAUUGUGGAUACACUUUGCUCGACUCAAUUAUCAAUUGA